CAAGCGGCACCGCCCAUUUCCUUUGGGGAAAAAAAAGUGGUCAGCUAUUUUUUUUUUAGCUGACAUCUUUGUAUUUUUAGCUGUUAGCCACUUCUGCUAAGUAACUUUUCAAGGCAUUUCUCGCAGCAAAGUAUACACACGAAUUGCCCGAACUCCACGCGGAGAGCUCCAGCAGUUACGCGGCCCCUUGAAAAGUUACUAUGGAAGAAGUACAGCAGGGCAGCAAUGGCACUGAGUUACAGACCACCAUCCCCACCACCAUCACAUCCGCUCAGUUCUCACAGAUAGCCCAACAGAUGUCCCUGAGUGGUCUGAGUGGUGGUUCUGUGGCCGUUGUACAGCUGCCAGGGGGUCAGUUUCAGGUUCAAGGGGUGAUCCAGUCUGCACAGUCGUCAGUCAUUCAGUCCCCUCAGAUGCAAACUGCACAGGCCUUGGGUUCAGAUAGUGACGAUUCACAGGACUCAUCAGACAGUGGAGCUGUAGCCCAUAAUACCAGAGAAAUACUGGCGAGACGACCUUCAUACAGAAAAAUCCUAAAUGAACUGUCAUCUGAGGAAGUAACACACAUUGAGGGAAAGGAAAGCCCGGCGUCCACAGGUGUUACAGCAUCCACCACCCAAAUCUACCAGACCAGCACCGGCCAGUACAUUACUAUUGCCGCUAAUGGCACAAUCCAACUUGCCAAUCCGGGGUCUGAGGGCCUCCAGGGGCUACAGACUGUCACCAUGGCCAACUCUGGUGGAGCCCAGCAAAACACGACCAUCCUUCAGUAUGCCCAGACACCGGACGGACAACAGAUACUGGUGCCUAGCAACCAGGUUGUUGUACAAGGUGCAGGAGGAGAGAUGCAAACAUACCAGAUCCGCACAGCGCCCUCAUCCAGCUCCCUGUCUCAGACUGUAGUUAUGACGUCUCCUAUGGGACAUUCUCAGGGCAAGAGUGAUGACCCAACAAUGAAAAGGGAAAUCAGACUUGCAAAAAACAGAGAGGCAGCACGUGAAUGUCGACGGAAGAAAAAGGAAUACGUUAAAUGCCUGGAAAACCGUGUCGCUGUUCUUGAAAACCAAAACAAAACCCUGAUUGAAGAACUCAAAACAUUAAAGGACCUUUAUUGUGUUAAAACAGGAUAACCUGUUUGAAUAGAGGCUGCGGAUUGGGACAUUAUGUGGGAGCGACACAGCUCAGCCAUUCGGACAUGAACAGGGUUUCUGGGAACACUUAACUUCAGGCUGAGAUCCUCCAGUUUUUUUACUUCGUUUGAUAUAAAAGUGAAAAUUGAUGGCAGAAAGAUAUACUCGACAAAUAAAAAAAUUUCCACCUACUGUUUUUUUUUU
This is a messenger RNA of Anoplopoma fimbria (sablefish), 1334 nucleotides long. It is a transcript of the gene atf1, whose product is annotated as activating transcription factor 1. The transcript has 8 exons. The coding region runs from base 201 to 1130 and encodes 309 amino acids. The record is from RefSeq and is a predicted model, not a curated record. Gene Ontology annotation, cellular component: ATF4-CREB1 transcription factor complex; nucleus. Gene Ontology annotation, biological process: regulation of transcription by RNA polymerase II. Gene Ontology annotation, molecular function: RNA polymerase II cis-regulatory region sequence-specific DNA binding; DNA-binding transcription factor activity, RNA polymerase II-specific; protein binding. Lineage: Eukaryota; Metazoa; Chordata; Actinopteri; Perciformes; Anoplopomatidae.